Messenger RNA from Rhizophagus irregularis DAOM 181602=DAOM 197198, 841 nucleotides. The record is from RefSeq and is a predicted model, not a curated record. NCBI's taxonomy places the organism in Eukaryota, Fungi, Glomeromycota, Glomeromycetes, Glomerales, Glomeraceae.
CUUACAUGGAUCCAGAGAUUAUUCAGGGAAAGAAAUAUACUAAAGCUUCAGAUGUAUAUAGUUUUGGUAUGAUCAUGUGGGAAUUGAUGACAGGUAGAAGGCCUUUUUGGGAUCGAUACCAUAAUACAGAACUUAUUAUUCAAAUAUGUGAUGGACUUCGUCCUCCAAUUGUUACAAAUGCACCUGAAGGCUAUAUUGAAUUAAUGCAAGAAUGUUGGCAUCAUGAUCCAAAGAAAAGACCAACAGCUUUUGAUAUAGAAUCAAAAAUUCGAAAUAUUUUGUUAAUGGAAUCUGAUAAUUGUCGUGACAAUAAUCCUACUAAAAUUAUAAAGUCACCAGAUAUUGGACCAAUAACGAUAAAUAAUCCAGAUUUUAUUUAUAAAAGUAGAUCUUUGAGUACAAUGAUCAAUUCUGUUGAAUCUACGGAAAUUUUUACAAAACUUGACCCGUACCAAAGUAGUGAUGAAUUUUUUAAUGAUAAAAGAGAACUUGAUAUUAAUCUGAUUGAAGAAAGAACAAAUAAAAAAAUUAAAUUAACCGAAAUUGAUGAUGAUGAUGACGAAGAAUUUGAAUUUGACCGUUUAACAAAAGAAUCUGAGUUUGAUCAGUAUUUAUAGUAAUAUUGAUCUUAGCAAAUUUAAUAAUAGCAAUAGGAUGGCAAUAAACCCGACCAUAACUGACCAUGUGUAAUAACCUGUUACAUGCAACAGACAUCAGGAAAUAGUCGGGAAAAUAGGGAUUGGUAAUUUUUAUUCAGUUUAUUAUAUUUAUUAUAUUUAUUUUUUAUGUUCGAUUUUUUUUUAAUUAUAUAAAUUAAUAAAGUAUUUAAAAAUGUUACCAA